GUUGAGAUUGAAUUGUCCUGAAGCACCCUGCUGGCACUAUUGGCAGGGGAAUUGUUAUUGCAUGGAGAGGAGUCGCACUGGGACUUGGACUGAAGCAUUGAGAUACUGCAAACGAUAUCGAGAUACAGAACUAUUAAAAAUCACUAAUGCCUCAGAAAAGAAAUGGAUUUUAGGGUUGCCUCUGAACAAUUUCUGGAUUGGAUUAAAUAAUUUGGAAAAUGUGACUAAUUUUGCCUGGUCGGAAGGGACACUGGCAGACAUAACAGCACCCUGGCUUUGGAUGUCACGCCCAGGCCAACCAAACAAUGCUUAUUGUGUGAAGAUUUCCAACGGCAUCUUGAUUGCUGUGGACUGUAGUGCCAAGGCCCAUUGGAUCUGCAAGCGAAGUGCGGAUACUGAGCGGUAUCAGGAACACAAAGGAAAGGUACUUCUCUCGCCACCAAGUAUUCCAUCACAAGUACAUGCAGAUUUGAAUUCUGCUAAAGAAACUUGCCUGGAGCUUAGGGAGAAAUGCACAGGAAUUUCUACAUGGAAUAAUGCAUAUGCCCUUGCCAGGGGGACCGUAUUGUUGAAAAGUGAGGAGAGCAAUUCCUAUGCCUAUGUAAAAUCAGAUUGCUCCAUGGGUUACUUCGGAAGGGAUUGUUCCUCUGUGUGCGGUUUGUGUCACAACGAUGAUCUGUGCAGUCCCUACACGGGAACUUGUGACGAUUUCCAUUUGUGCAGUGUUCAGAGUGCACCUGCAGCCUGUGAGAGAGCUAUGAAAAGUUUGUGGUGCCCCCAUUCUUCUGGUUGGUCGUAUUGGAGUGGCAACUGUUACUACUUCGGCACAGAGGCCCCUGCCAGCUGGCUUCAAGCAAGGGAGAAGUGUAGAAGAUACAGAAGUGCAGAUCUGCUAUGGAUUGAGAGUCCAGAAGAAAUGAACUGGUUGUUCUCGGCAAUUCCAUCUGAAACCUUUUGGAUUGGAUUGAAUAGCAGGCAGCAAGAGCCUAUCUGGAUUUGGUCAAAUGGGAAGUCAGCUGCUAAAGAACUUGAUUGGUUAUCCAUAACUGGAAAUCCAUCUGGAAGAUGUGCAGGUAUCCAGCCAGCACCCAGAAGUAUUUUAAAGUUUAACUGUGAAAAUAAGUACAGAUGGCUUUGUAAGAAAGCUGAAUCUCCACACAUUUUUGAUGUGUUUCUUAGUCGGUACCUGUCAAGACCAUUUUCAUCACAGAAGAUCUACAACUCCCUCCAUAGUGCUAAGAUAGACUGCUUGUAUGACAGGAACUGCACAGGAGUAGUAAAAGUCUCACAGUAUUUCAGAAGAAUGGCAGGAAUUGAUGAAAUCCACUUUGCUCCUUUUACUGCUCCCUCAAGUGCUAUUUCGUAUGUAAAACGUGGUAUGUGUCACACUCCAAGUACAAAUUUGCUGCAGGUACAGAAGAAUGAUAGCCAUGUGGUAAAUUGCAUUAACUUUUUACCUAUAUUGCCUCACCAGUCUAUGGUAGUUAAAGCAAGUUGAAAUAUUUCAUCAAAAUUUGGCCAG
Molecule: messenger RNA, 1522 nt
Organism: Gopherus flavomarginatus (Mexican gopher tortoise)
Lineage: Eukaryota; Metazoa; Chordata; Testudines; Testudinidae
Exons: 9
Coding region: 62-1498 (478 amino acids)
Source: RefSeq, a predicted model, not a curated record